GACGGGUGCGAACGGUCUGUUGUCGUGUGACUGUAGGCGAGUACCGUUGUCGCGUUGGUUCGUGUCCGUGUGUGGGAAAAACAAAAAUUUGAAUAAAAAAAAAUUUCCGGACGAGUUUUGUUUUCGUAUCUUUGCGUUUACAAUAGUGUCCGUUGUGAAUUUUACAUUCGAACGACCAACGACCACGGAACGCAAAUCGGAGAGGUUUAACUGUGGGAUUAAUGCACCGCGAACCACCGAAAGUUAUCGUUUAGUGGACUUGACCCGAGAUCAUCAGGCGAUCAGAGUGAAUCCAGACGAGGUGAACUAUAUUACGAAUCAUGAGCACAAGAUUCCAUAAAGCGGCUCAAGACGGUUUCAUAAGCCUGCUGAAAGAGGCGACUAAAAGAGAUUGUAAUGCCAAAGACGAUGACGGGAUGACGCCGACGCUUUGGGCAGCUUACAAAGGACACCUCGAAGCGCUGAGAAUACUCGUCGGCAGAGGGGGUGAUCCAGAGAAAUGCAAUUACCAUCUUGGACAAAAUGCAUUACAUCUGGCCGCGUCUAGAGGCCAUUUGAGUUGUGUGACCUUUCUAGUCGGUUUUGAUGUCAACUUGUGGGCUUUAGACUUGGACUUUCUCACAGCAAUGCAGUUAGCAGCCAUACACGGUAAAUCGCAGGUACUCCAAUACCUGGAUAAAGCGGCCGCAUCUCAAAUAAUGCAGAACAAGAAAAAAGUUGAAUCUAAGAAAGAAAAAGCUCAGAAAGACGCAGAACGUAACCAAAAAAAGUAUGAAGAUCGGACGAAAAAAGAAAGAGAAAAAGAGAAAAAGCAAAUAAGAAGGGUGGAAAAAGAAUACUUAGGUGGUAACAAAGCAGAUUCGGAAACUGCUAUACCUACGGUCAGAUCAAUUCCUUUAUCUUUGCGUAAGUCGUCAUCGGACCUUUCCUGUAAGUCGUUUACAGAGAUCGUCGGAUCCGGUACCGUGAAAAAACCGUUUGUUAGCUCGGGCGGUGUGAAAAAGAUAUUGGACAGAAAACUGAAGGCGGUAGCGGCAUCGGUGGAUGCACACAACAAAACCAACAAAUCAACGUUCAGAUUGAUAAAAGAGGUCGAGGAUAGCACGAGCGUACGAACCAUAACGUCCAAUGGAGAUUCGCAAAUUAUCUAUGUCAAUUCAUACGAGAACGAGAACGGAGGGAAAAGAGGCAGGAUUUCGGAUGUCUUCGAGUUACAUCGCACCAAUUCGCAACCGAACUUUAUCAUGGAUCUACAACAGAACGACGACGCCAAUAAAGUACACUGGCACGACCAAGGUAGCAUGUUUGAUCGACCGGGUUUUGGAAGCGUCGCAUUCAGACAAAACGUGACUACAAUUCCAGUACCAGAUGUGUCUAGAGCGACUAUUGAAGACGAGGCGUGCAGUAUCGGUAGCGCUGGAAGUCUGGUGAAGCGGAACCAACCGAGCAACACUAUGUCCUGGGACGAAUUCCAAAACAGCGACGAGGAAAACAUCGCGCUGAACGGGCGCAGUACAAAGUGGUCGGCUGUACACAAGUUCCUGGUGUCGGCGGGCGUCGGCGAAUAUGUCAAUAAAUUCGUUGAGCAGCGAGUGGACCUAGAUGCGUUGUUCAUGCUCGACGACCGAGAUUUGGUCUCGCUCGGUCUGCCGUUGGGUCCUAGGAAGAAGCUGCUCGGCGCCAUCGAAGAACGGGUGAGGAGACACUGUACUCACGAAAACGUUGGCGUCAGCACAAACGGGGUGGACGUGAUGAGUCCUGCAAAAUCACUGAACGAGUGUUAAAUAAUUUUAUAUAUGAAAAAAAAAAUCCAUAAUACUGUAUCCCGGUUAUUCGUUAGGUUAUAUAGGUACCUGUACAUUGUACAAUGUGCAAGGCUGUGAUUUUAACGCACUAACAAAAUGUUUGCGACAUGCGUUAAAAAAAUGAUAUAAAUUCGUUUUUAAUAUAAAAAAUAUAAUUUUUUUUUUUUAAAUAACCACGCGUAUUUGUCAAGAAUUUGCGCUGUUAUUCUCAUUUAUACAUAAAUCAUAAUUCAAGAACUGUAAUUUUGUGGUU
Molecule: messenger RNA, 2058 nt
Organism: Melanaphis sacchari
Lineage: Eukaryota; Metazoa; Arthropoda; Insecta; Hemiptera; Aphididae
Gene: Sans
Product: Usher syndrome type-1G protein homolog
Exons: 10
Coding region: 321-1784 (487 amino acids)
Molecular function (GO): protein binding
Source: RefSeq, a predicted model, not a curated record